Messenger RNA from Exophiala bonariae, 873 nucleotides. RefSeq lists its product as uncharacterized. Gene Ontology annotation, molecular function: heme binding; cytochrome-b5 reductase activity, acting on NAD(P)H. The coding region runs from base 1 to 873 and encodes 290 amino acids. Lineage: Eukaryota; Fungi; Ascomycota; Eurotiomycetes; Chaetothyriales; Herpotrichiellaceae. The transcript has a single exon. The record is from RefSeq and is a predicted model, not a curated record.
AUGGGCUGGCUGGCUACUGGCUGCUGCACUCUAAUCGCUGGUUAUGUUCUAUACAACUUUUACAUUCGAGGCACCUCACACCGGCCCGUAAUAUCGUUACUCGGAGUUCACACUGCGCCCUCCCCUGUCCGCGCGAAAGAACCUGCACCCCCAUUGUCAGCGCCACCAGUCGACCUCAACGCUCCUACAGUUGAGACAGACGAACCCAAAACAAGAGACGUUGUGCUGCCAGAGAUAUCUGUGGACAUGAGAGGACAGAAACCCCCCAAUGCUCCGCCUGCAAUGGUAAUCAGAUCUUCGAGUCCAUCUCGUCUGAAACCACCAUCUUUUGGGGGCAUGCCUGCACCACCUCGACCAGGAAAUGGACUGAUGCGUCCUCCACCUUCUGCUGCGGCUUCACUGAGAGUGCCUCCCCAGAAAGUACUGCCAAACACGUCGAUGGCGCCAACCUCAUCCAUCAUGCCACCCGGGAAACAGGUUUCACGAAAAGUCAUCCUGGAGCCUGGCCACUCACCACUUGACUGGGCUGCGCUCACAGCCGAUCCUAAUGCACGACUACGUGGGAAGGACGUGCCAGAUAACCUGAUCAGAGUUACAUCCGAGCAGCUCAAGAAACAGAAUGGCAGAAAAGGCAAAGAUGCAUGGACUGUGUACAAUGGCAAGGUGUACAAUAUUUCUCCAUAUGUUCCCUUCCAUCCUGGUGGUGCUGGAGAGAUCUUGCGAGGCGCAGGCAAAGACUCAGUCAAGUUGUUCAUGGAGGUCCAUCCUUGGGUCAAUUGGGACGGCAUGCUAAGCGAAUGUCUUGUUGGAAUCUUGGUCGGAAGUGAGGAUGAAGCUUCCAGCAAGUCCAACAGUUUAGAUGACAUGGAUUGA